Messenger RNA from Priapulus caudatus, 13465 nucleotides. RefSeq names its product hydrocephalus-inducing protein homolog. Gene Ontology annotation, cellular component: axoneme. Lineage: Eukaryota; Metazoa; Priapulida; Priapulimorpha; Priapulimorphida; Priapulidae. Gene Ontology annotation, biological process: cilium movement; axonemal central apparatus assembly. The record is from RefSeq and is a predicted model, not a curated record.
GAUGGGCCAAAGCCUGAGCAUGCAGAAAUGUGGAAAUCCAAACAAAUCUUCAGAAGACAGUGAGCACAUGACCCCUUCUGCCUUCAUGCAGCAGAUGUCUCUGACUACACAUGACAGACUUGCACUACUAACACAGUCACGUACACAGUCACAGAGAUUUAUAAUUCAGACUGGGGAUGCAAGUGGGAGGAAUGACAACAUUGGUUUUGAACCAAUACCAUCAGAGAUUGUGUUCCAGAACUUUCAGCCAUGCGAGAUGUAUGAAAUCCCCUUCAUGCUCCGUAACAGGGACAAGGUUGGCAGAUCAGUGCACGUGACACUAGCAGACUCACCAUAUUUCAAAAUCAUCUGUCAUGGUGGUUCUGGACAGAAAGUAGCACCAGGGAUGACAGUAUCAGUCUCUGUGAGGUUCACGGCACAGGAGAACAAGGACUACAGCCACGAGCUUGUGUGUCGCACCGAUAGAGAGACAUUCACGAUCCCAAUCAGGGCGAUCGGUCCACGUGCAGUGCUAGACUUCCCUGACGUCGUCCAGUUCCCCAGUGUUCCCGUCAAGCAUCCGGCCAGCAAGACAUUUCUCCUGCGCAACAUUGGCCGCUGCGAGGCCAAGUUCUCGGCACAUGCCGACAGGCCUUUUUCCGUUGAGCCAUCGACCGGAUUGCUUGCAGAGGGUGACUCCCUUCAAGUAACCAUACAGUUUACACCGAGCUUUGCGGGCGACCACUCCAGCUGGAUGGAUGUGUCCUAUGAUACAGGCGAGCGCGUGCGGGUGAUGCUGCACGGCUCCGCGGCGGAUGCCAACGUGCGCCUCGACAGGAGCUCAGUGCGCAUGGAGAGCACGUCGGUGUCGCGCAGCAGCGAGCGCACGGUGACGAUCCACAAUCGCAGCGGCUUCAUCGCGCGCUACCAGUGGAAGCCGCACGCCACGCCUCAGGAGGAAGAGCUGCAGAAGAACAGAUUCUAUGCAGAACUGGAGAAUUCUGAAACCUCUGAGCUCUCCCAGUUCAUGCAAGAAUGCCAAGUGGACCCCACCAUGAUCAGUCAAUUGCCUGUGCUUAGCCGCACUUACCAACACCGAAAAAGGAUCGUCGAGGGGGACAGCAUGCUGUUCACCCACAGUGCCUUCACCGUCAGCCCCCAGCAGGGAGAAAUCUGGCCAAACUCGAGCGCGGACGUGACAGUGACGUUCACGCCGCGGGCCGCCCGGCUGUGCACGACCAUCGCGUACUGCGAGGUCACGGGUCGCGAGUCCCGCCUUCCACUGCGCAUGACGGGGGAAGGCGUCGGACCCAAGGUGCAGCUGUCGUACGAUGUGGUAGACGUUGGCAAGGUCUUCAUCGGUUCUAGACACUCGUACGAGGUGGUGCUGGCGAACAAGGGCGACAUUGACGCAACUUGCUCGUGGUUGCCCUCCACGUCGACGUUUGGUAAGCAUUUUAGCUUUGUGCCGGCUGAAGCCGUCAUCCAGCCGAAGAACUAUCAAUCCGUCCUCGUCGUCUUCACGUGUUCGACACUAGGAGAAUUCGCCGAAGAGUUCCUCCUGGCCGUGAACAACUGCGAGGAACCACUUCGCAUUUCGUUCAAGGGAACAGUGAUUGGACCCUCAUUCCACUUUGACAAAUCAGUGCUGGAUUUUGGAAAAGUCUCCUAUGGUUUUGAGAAUACAGCUAUUGUGAAACUCUUCAACACGUCCCUAGUGGCCAUGAAAUUCAACCUGAGAAUUUCUCAAGACGAAGACGCCGAGUUCACAGUAGCGCCAUCUACGGGCUCUGUUGCAGCACAAAGCUCAGAAAAUAUAAAGGUGAGUUUGAUUGUCAAGAACAUCAGAAAAUAUGAAACAUCACUGGUUGUGGAUGUCGAUGAAAUCGGAUCAGAUAUGCUGGCUCUUCCAAUUUCUGCUAGGUCUGUUGUGCCUGUCAUUGAGGUAGUGGAUAGCAGAGUACAGUGUGGUCGCUGCUUCAUCGGCUGUCCAUACCGCUGUGCAAUACAGCUGAGAAACUGCAGCAACCUUCCUGGCAGAUACAGCGUUCGUGCACAGAACCAGCAUCUAGACGAGAUCACAUACACCUGUGCUGAGCCGGAGGGUGAAAUACCACCGCUAUCUCUAAAAGCAGUACCGAUAGUGUUUGAGAUGAAGAGCCUGGAUUCUGUAUCUGCCAUCGUCUCUGUACAGGUCGAUGGUGUUGAGGCAGCGCCCCUGCAAGCCAAGUUGUGCUGUAUUGGAGAAGGUCCCGUGGUACAUUGCUCGGUCCUGUCACUGGACUGGGGCGUUACUCCUGUGCUCACACACAUCAAGAAGACUGUCACAUUAUCAAAUGAAUCUCUAAUUCCAGCAGAAUUCGUUGCUUACAUGUUGCGGCCUGGCUCGGUAUGGAAGAUAAACCCAGAUGGCGCUGUAGUCAAUCCACGCGAAUCGCUGGAGCUUACUAUAACUGCGUACCUGGAUGACAGUGUCCGAUUUCAGGACAGAGUCCAGAUCGACAUCGAGAACGGUCAGUCGAUCACCAUCCCGACCUCGGCCAUCGGUCAGGGCACAACGAUCGUGUCCGAGCCACCGCUGGGACCCGUUGCCGACCUCGGCUACCACUUCAGCAACUUCCCGCUCUCGCGCAAAUACCGGCUAACGAACCGCGGCCGCCGCCACCACCAGAUCACGUGGAGUACGGCCGGCCACCUGCCCCCGGGCGAGAGCGCCGACGUCGAACUCGUCGCACUCAGCCGGCGCCCCCUGGCGGCUGCCGAGCGCCUGCUUUGCCACGCGAUCAUCGGGCGCUGCAGCGGCAAGGAGCGCGUGAUGGCCGUCGACGUGCGCGCCGAGUUCGUCAGCCCCCUGGUGGCGUUCUCGACGAAGCAGCUGCUCUUCAGCGUGCGGCUGCCCGCUGGCGGCGCCCUCUGCGUACAGACGCGCGAGCUCGUCCUCGAGAACGUCUCGUCGCUGUUGCUGUCGCCGCGGUUACGCGCCGACCACCCGUUCGGCCUUGUUGCUGCCGACGACGAGACGACGCACGAGAUGACGCUCGCGCUCGAGCCGGGGGCGUCGCGCGCCGUCGCCGUGCGCUUCGACCCGUCGUACCGGGACGACCGGCACAGCAGGGUCGCCGAGAGUUCGCUGACCGUCACGUACGCGCAGCAUCCGCACGUCGACAGCGUGGCGCUGCGCGGCGAGGUCGGCUUCCCAAACCUGCGCUUCGAGCGGCGCGCCGUCGACUUCGGCUGCGUGCUGAACGGCACGGAGACGACGCGGCGCGUUACGGUGACCAACACGAGCCCCGUGCCGGUGAGCUACGCAUGGUCGUUCCACGUCGACCCGCACGACCCGGGCAUCACGCGCGCGCGAGCCGGCACGCCCCCCGUCACGCGGUGCUCCUCGCCUCCACAGAUUAAACGUGCAAGAGUGGCAUUUGACGAUGUGCCUGAGAGGAUCCCCAGCACAAGGAUGAGUUCAGUGUGUCGGUGGGGAGGCAGCAUGGGGGCCAGCCCUACCAUGCAGCUGUGGGAGAACGUUGUUUGUGAUAACAGCGCGCUGACCAUUCCAGAGGUGUUCGACAUCCUGCCGCUGCGGGGGAGCCUGCAGCCGGGCGAGAGCGACGUAGUCACGCUCAGCUUCUUCGGACACGAGGACGUGGUCGCUACGGCACUGGCUGCGUGCGAGGUCGACGGCGGGCCGACAUACGAGCUGCAGCUGAGCGGCGCCGCCUCGGACAUGUGCUAUGAACUCACCGGACAGGACAUCGAUUUUGGAAAGCAGAUGUUCGAUCAGUGGUCAUCUGCAGAGGUGACCUUGAGAAACAUUGGUCAGGUCGGUUUCAACUUCUCCGUCCAAGAUCCAGAGAAUGAGGAACGGAGGGAUGAUGUAAGGAGCAAGAUGGGCAUAUCUGUCAUUGUACCGAACAGUGGUUUCUUAGCGGCAGACGACAGUUGCGUGUUUACGGUGAAUUUCCUGCCGGGUGUGCCAGACUCCUUCUGCAAAUCUGUAAAGAUUCAGGUGGGCCAUUUCGAACCAGAGAUCGUGACUAUCAGAUGUGAAGGAGUGUUCCAACGGCUGACAUUGGAUCUCCCUCGACAGAAAACUGAGCCAUACCAGAUGGUUGCGGAGAAAGUAAACCAUCCAUUAAAUACGCCACCUAGUGAGCUGGAAGCAGUAGAGCAAUCUGAGGUGGAGCAUCUACUUGUGCGAGAGCAUGCACUUAUGCAAGCAUUACAGACCAAACCUAAACCUGAGGAUGUUCUACACACAAAUAACCAGCAGUGCCAAAGCUCAGUGCUGAAAGUUAAGCUUCCCGGGUAUAACAUGGACCUAGGUUACAUCGUCAAGGGCAGAGUGCACACUGGAGGGAUUCGUGCAACCAAUACAGGGAGUUUUCCUGUGUCCUUCCAUGCAGGCCGGAUGGAACGAGGCAGACAGGAAUUGAGGGUGAAUCCACGAAGGGUUAAAGCCCUACCAGUAGGAGAGACAGUCGACCUAGAGAUCACUCUAGACACUUCGGUAGACAGUGUGGAACUUGGCCAGUACACGGCUGAUAUUCCCAUCCAAAUACCUGGAGGCGCAUCACUACAGGUGCAUCUGUCGGCAGUCGUCACCGAGCCGCGUCUGCUCGUCUCCGCCACCAACGUGCGCUUUGAUUCGGUCAAGGUCGGCGAGCGGCGCGUCGUCACACUGCAGCUGCACAAUGACAACAUGGUCGCCUGUUCGUGGUCGGCGGUGCUCGGUGGCUCCAGCAGAAGGAGCUCAGCAAUCCUUCGUGACUUCCCCAUCGAGUUCUACUGUCUGGAAAUGGAUCGUCAGUACCUGGAGGAUGAACAGAUGCUGCGCAUGAUGCCGGAGUAUUCCGAAUCGCCGCACCUCCUGCUUCCUCCGUGGGAGCCCGGCGGCAAGUUCCCGCCGGAGAUCGUCGAGUACUGCGCCGCCAAACGCCACUGCCUCGCCGCCGACGACCCCGACGACCCCGACGCGAUCCCCUGCGAGCCGACGCCGGCGGGUGCGCUGUCGCCGGCGGAGCUCGCCGUCGCCCGACACGUCGGCGUCGACGCGUCGGCGGAGGCACAGGCGAGCGCGCGACGUCGCGGCGUCGCUGUUAUCGUUCACGGCGCGCCGACGUCGGGCAAGACGGCGUGCGCGGCAGCGCUGGCCGCGCGGUACAGCGCGGCGGUGGUCAGCGUCGACGUGACGGUGAUGGAGGCGGUCGCGGCGCGGGCAACGGCGGCGGGACGCGCGGCGUGGGAGGCAUGCGCCGCCGCGAGCCACGUGAAGAAGGAGCACGAGAGGGAACUCGAGAAGAUGGUCAUCGAGGGAUUCGGCGGCAAGGUGGUGCCCGGCUCGGGUGUAUCCACGCCGAGCUCGCGCAAGGCGAGUAACCUGAGUGCGAGCCAGGUGCAGAAGAAGGUCUACAAGGAUUCGAAGGAGGCGGCGGGCGGUGGAAAGAACCAGUCGGCCAUCGACGAGAACGCCAUCGCCAUCGACAACAUGGUGGCGCCAUCGUCGCAGCCGCUGCCGAUACUCGACGAGUUCGGAAACGCACUGUACAGCUGCGCGCUGCCCGAGAGCGUGCUCGCUGACAUACUAGCUGAUAGGCUGCAGCAACCCGACUGCUACAGAGGGGUCGUGUUUGACAGCCUGCAGACGCUGUUUUCGAGUCACCCUUCGAGCACCGUCACCGCUGUGCUGAAGGCCAUCAACAACCGUAAACACAUCCACUUCCUCACGCUGCACUUCGACGAGAACAAGCUCAAGCAGAAGCAGCAGCUCGAAUGGGAGCAGAAAGUAUCCAGAAGUAAUCCACAAGAUGAGGAAAACUCGGACAACAUGGCCUGUUUCAACAUCGUCAACAACAGCAUGACGAAGACGGAGGUGAACAUUUGCUUCCAGAAGGACGUCACGGGUAAGACGUUCCUGCUUGAGCAAUCCACCCCGCUCUUACAACCAGGAGAGAACCACAUCACGCUGGAACCAGGCGAGUCGAAGCCUGUGCGUCUGUGGGCGUACCCAAAGUCGGUCGACAUGGAAGAGGAAGUAUUGCUGUGCUGUGUGAAGGACAAUCCUGAGGUCGUCCGCUUUCCCAUCUGUUGCCGGGGACUACGGCCAGAGCUGACCAUCAUCAAGAAGAUGCUGUCGUUCGACAGAGUACUACUACACAGAAAGGAAACCAAGACACUCUACCUUAAAAAUCAGACUCAGCUGCCAUUCCGCUGGAAAUUGUCUGGCCAAGAAACGCUAGGUGAAGACUUUACAUUUCCCGUUGAUAGCGGAGUGGUGGAACCAUUGUCAGAGUUUGCCUUGCACGUGAAUUUCCGUGCAGUAAAGCCUUCGAUUGUGAAAAAAGCCAUUCGAAUCGAGGUAUUCGACAUGGACCAGAUUCUUGGUCUAGUACAAACUGAGAACAUUCAAAUCCAGGCAGAAGGCUAUGACGUUGCUUUGGAUAUGACUUUUCCAAAAGGCACGGAUGGCGGUCUGGAUUUCUCCACCACGCGGGUGUUUGACGACUCCAAACAGUCGUGCUCACUGAAGAACAAGGGCAAGUACGAGAUCGGAUUCAGCUUCCAGUGGCAGACGACCGAUCUGCUCAUCGACAAUUUAGAAGAAAUGUUCUCCGUCGUGCCCGCCAGGGGGAGCCUCGGGCCGAACGACAGACCUUUGCAGGUUUCGUUCGUGUUCAGACCAACACAUGUGGUGAUCAUCAAAGAGGAACCUAUACUGAAAUGUUUUAUCAUCGAAACAAACCUUGGCCAAGAUGGACAGACGGUGGCCUGCAUUCCUAUUAAGAUUAGUGCCAAAUCAACUUUUAGCAGGUAUGGGAUUGUUCCCACCAACGACACCCACUUCGGUGCGCUGGCCGUCGGAGCCAGGAAGGUGAAAACCUUCAGCAUUGAGAACACAGGCGAGUUUGACUUCAAGUACACGAUCAGCAAGCUGGUUCGCAUCGAUACUCCCAUCCGCCAGAGGGCGCUACCCGAGGAGGCGCGGCCGCCGCGGUCGCGGGAGGGCGUUGGGUCGGGGAAGCGUGUCGCGCGUCGUGAUUCGCUGUCAUCGACGGCCGGCACGCAGCAGCUGGGCACGCCGAAACCUGCCGUGAACAAGCAGCUGAGACCGGCACAGGAUCUGAUUACGACCCAGAGUAGGCUUAUUCUCGGCAUGUUCACCAUACAGUCAGCGUUCGGCACGGUAUAUCCUGGUCAACAGCAAGUAGUCAAUGUCGAAUGUGCACCUGAGGCUGUGGGUUAUUCAGAAGAGGAGUUGGCUGUCAACAUUACCGACAGAAACCCUGAUGAUUAUCCAUACGGAAUACCAUACAAGCUGAUAGCAGAUGCAUGUGUUGCCAGCAUAAACACCACUGAUGUUGGCGACAUCUUUGAAGAACACAUGGUCUGCAAGAGCCUGGCCGUGUUUGAGAGGUUCAGCCAGGGACGUGAUAGUAGUGGUGGAGUGUAUUGCGAAGAGGAGGGUCGGUUUGUUUUUAGAGGAGUCACUGUGGGCAAGAAACAAAUGGCACGCUUCAAGAUCACUAAUAUAAGCAAGAUCGCUUGCGACGUGAUAUUCUCGCUGAAGUCGACCGGUCCAAAGCAGACGGCGCGCGGUCAGGACAUAUUCGAGGUCGACGCGUCGCGACAGCUCGUGGCCGCCUGCAGCGCCACCUACGCGACUGUGUCGUUCACGCCGACGUCGAUCCAGCCGUACAGCGCCACGUUUGAGGCGCACGUGGAGGGGGGAGGGAAGGACGCCGAUCGCGUGCUGGCGUUUGAAGUGUAUGGCGACGGAAGCCUGCCACAGGUGACGGUGGUACAACCAUCACUGUGCAACAAGGAAGGACAACCAAUGCUGCAUUUUCCAAGAACUCUCCUUGGCCGGUCUCGCACAUUGACGGUCGUGCUGAAAAACGAGGGCACGCUUUCUUCUAAGGUCUCCCUCGACCUUGAACCCGACGGCGAGCCCUUCACCGUCGUACCACAGUCGCCGCCAGGUGGCGCCGCUCGAGAGCUUGCGGUGGGCGAAACGGCGACGUACAACGUGAACUUCGCGCCGACAACGGCGGCGUGCUUCCAGACGAAUCUCGCCGUUUGCGUCGAGGACAACGACUACGAGAACGCGGCGAUCGUCGUCGCCGGCGACGGCUUCGCCGACGACGUCACGGUCGAGCUCGCGGGAGUCGUCGCGGCAACGGCAGACGCGCGCGCCGCUGCGGAUGCCGUCGUCGUCGACUUCGGCGACUGCGCGGUCGGCGCGGCGCGCUCGCUUGCCGUCGUCAUCGCGAACCAUGCGGCGGCCGCCGACGCCGCCGUGCGCUUCCAGUGGCCCGACCACGCACUCCUCCGCUUCUCGCCGCAGGUCGGCCACCUGCAUGCCGGCUGCUCUAAGGAGGUGACGCUGACGCUCACGUGCGCCGAGCCACGCACGCUCGCCGACGAGCGUCUCGUCUGCCGCCUUACCCGCCUCGCGUUCGCCGCGCCCGUCGAGACGGUGCCGGACUGGGACGACCGGCGACGUGCCGUGCGGUGGGACGAUGAGCAGGUGACCUUGGUGCUAGAUGAGUCUAGUGCUAGUGAGUACCCUAGACUUAGGCUGUCAGGGCAGGGUCUGGAGCCACAGCUGGAAUUCUCACCGUCGGUGCUGGAGUUUGCACCCAUCUUACCCAACGCGGCCGGCAUUGAGACAGAGGUGAAAGUCAGCAAUCCUUGUGACUUCCCCAUCGAGUUCUACUGUCUGGAAAUGGAUCGUCAGUACCUGGAGGAUGAACAGACGCGCGAGCUCCGCGUGAACCGCGGCACCCUCGCCGCGUACGGCGCUCGCAGCCGGGAUCGCGUCGGGGUCGUCGGCGGUCGUCGGCGGCGAAGGCAGUGGCGUUUGGCCGGUUGCAGACUCGCGAUCUCCGGCGGGAACUUGCCGCCGGGCUCCCAGCGGGGAAGCGAGGAGUGCGGCGAUUCGGAAUUAUCCGGCAUCGAUGCGCCAGCACUGACCAGGCCUGACGAUGAUUGUGGAUACGCCGUUCAGAACGCUCGCGCGCGCAGAUGCAGGAAAAACCCCACGCAAUCCGGUGCAUUGCGGAUCUACCCGAAGGUCGUCGAGGUCGAGCCGGAGCCGGCGUGUACGGCACGCGAUGCCGCCGGCACGCUCGAUCUGCUCGUCAGCGCGACGGCCGACUACGCGCGCUUCGCGUGCGCUGCUGCGGACGACGACGACGACGACGUAGAUGCGGUCUCGUUCCGCGACACGUACGUGUUCCGCACGCGGCGGCGCGAGUUCUCGCUCGAGAACACCGGCGCCGUGCGCCUCGCCUACUCCUGGAGCAUUGCGCCAGCAGCCCCCCCUGGCGACGCGAUCGGACGCACGUCGGCUGACUCGCCAUUGCCGGGCAGCGCAACUGGGCGCGCCUCAACUGGGCGCGCGUCGGUGGUAAGGACGCCCGUCGGCGACAUGACCGGACGCACGGCGGUGAGGACGCCCCUCGGGGGCAUGAGUGGACGCACGUCGGCGGAGGCGCCGGCGCCUGGUAGCAGCGUGACCGGACGCGCGGAGCCGGGGUCGCCCGGGGUCGGGGCCGACGACGCGGCGGCCGCGGGUGUAGGCUGUCGCGUCCCGUUCGCGGUGGAGCCGCAGGACGGGGUCGUGUCGCCGGGCGAAACCGUCACGUUCACCGCGUCGUUCUCUCCGCUCCACGUUGACUUUUUCACCGCCACGGCGCAGUGCAGCAUCCCAAACCUGGCCGAUGGCGAGACGGGACCCUGUAUAACACUGAGAGGCAGAAGCCUGCUGCCCUACUGUCACUUUGAGCUGGACGACGAGGAUGCGACCGCGGGGGAGGCUGAUGAGCGGACGGAGUCGGCGGGCGUCGAGCCGGCGGCGCGCGUCGUUCGUCUCGCCGCAGUGGGCACGAACAGCACCGUCUGCAGGACGUUUGCGACGAUUAAUCCGACUAACACGCCUCUGCGCUAUGCGUGGGAGAGCCAGGAGUUGGAUAGCCAAGCUCUAGCACAGCCCUUCAAGUGCCUGACACCUAAGGGAGAGAUCGAUCCCGGCAUGACAUGUCAGAUGAAGUUUGAGUUCACUGCCACCGAGCUGGGGCAGUUGCAGAGCCGCUGGCAGUUUGUGCUGCCAGAGCGAGACAUCACAGUCCCCUUCCUACUGAUCGGCUCCACCAGGGAGCCGAUCGUCAUGUUUGACAAGUCUCACGUCAACUUCAAGUCACUGCUCGUUGGUCAUUCUGCCACUGACGUCGUUCAGCUGUUAAACGAAGAGGAUACACCGAUGCUGUUCUCAUUUGUCGAUGCUUCGCGCUACACGCCGGGCUUCGAAUCUCACGUGGACCUGGCGCCGAUGAUCGGCACUAUACCACCUAAAGAAAAGUUAGCAGUACGUCUGACCUUUACGCCGUCGGUCGAGGGAGAGGUGAACUUCAACCUCGUGUGCAACGUCCGAAUGAAGAUGGCGCCACUGACGGUGAACGCGAAGGCGCGCGGAUACGCACUGACGGCGGAGGUACGCUGCGAGGAUUCAAGCCACAAGAAGGUGCUGCUCACCGACGCCGGGCUCAACACGAUCAACUUCGGAGAGCUCGACGUGAAGGAGGCGGCCGUGAGAGCCGUCUACAUCAGCAACACGGGCAAGCUGCCGCUCGACUACGAGUUUCUGCAGCCGACGCCGCACCCCAGCCUCGCCGUCGACGCGCCGAUGGGCAGCGUCGCGCCGCUCGAGACGGCCGCAUGCACACUCUGCUUCUGCCCGCAGGGUCGAGACACCCUGCGCGAUCACAGGCUCGAUCUGAAGUUCCACAAUGGUCCGACAGUAAGAAUGGUCAUCAACGGCUGUGGAGCCGUACCUAAGUUAGAGAAGUCCUUUACGAAACACGACUUUGGGCCGUGUUUCCUCUACAAGCUUGGCAUGCCGGCGAAGACGGCUGUGCUGAAACUUACCAACCAAGACACACGUGAUAUUGGACUAGACUGUCUGCACGUUAGCAAUGGCUGGCUCGAGAUGGAUUUCCAAGCACAGGUUCUGCCACCAGGGGGCAGCUGUGAGGCGACCUUUACAUUUUGUCCCAGACAGACGUGCAACUACCAGAGUGCUGUUCAGUUUGAAAUAAACGGUCUCUCUAAGUUCACAGUUCAUAUAAAAGGACAGGGCGUGGUGCUGAAGGUUGAGGUGGUAGAUGCAAGGCACAAGACGGUGCGGCUUGGAUCACUGAAGAUCGGACAUGUCGUCAAGAAGGAGGUGUCGAUUGUGAACCGCAGCGUGGCAGCCACCACCUUCCACCUCGCCCUGCAGCCGUCCCAGGCUGCCCUCGAGGACCCGCAAACCCUCGCUCUCUCCCCGCUCGCAGAGGUCACCUUGAAGCCGCGGGCCACCUGCGACGUGGAGGUCAUCUUCUCUCCGAAGACAAGGAUCGUUCCCUUCAGCGAGGAGGUGGCAUUGGAGUCAGAGGGCGUGUACCUGCCUCUGUUCAUGUUGAUGGGCAGCUGUCAGGGUCUGGAGGUUGGUCUGGACACAGCUUCUGUGCCAUUCGGUGCCGUCGUGCUCAACAGCCAGAGUGUGCGCACCGUCGUCAUGCACAAUACAGGCGACAUCGGCACCAAAUUUCGUUGGGACACAGCAGGGUUUGGUGCUGACUUCUCUAUCGUGCCACUCACGGGCUACGUGUCACCCGGCAUGGACGUGACCUUCACAAUAACCUUCCACCCGAAAGCUGUGUCGCAGGACAUCAGGCGUGAGGGGUUGAAGUGUCGGAUUGAGGGAGGGAGGCCUCUACUACUGACCCUCACAGGGGUCUGUGUCAGCGUGUGCCCCUGGAGGGAAGUACUCUCAUUCAACGCUCACGUCAGACAGAAGGACACAAAGUCGAUCAACAUCCCAAACAAGAGCUCCACGUCGUGGACACUGAAGCCAGUCAUCGACGGUGAGCAGUGGAGUGGCGCAGAGACAGUCUUUGUUGAGGCUGGACACACGUGCGCGUACGAGCUCACCUACCUGCCACUGACGAUGACCACUAUCGACAAAAAACAUGCGGGAUCCAUAUUCUUUCCACUCCCGGAUGGCAACGGACUUCUCUACAACGUGUCAGGAUUGGCAGACCAGCCGAGGUGCAGCGGCAAGAUUCAGCGCGAGGUGCCGUGCAAGACGUCGUACACAGAGCUGCUGCGCGUGCAUAACUGGCUGAGCCGAGCACAGAGAUUUAAGGUGACCAUUGAGUCACAGAAGCUAGAGCGGUUAGAAAGCACGACCAUCAAGGGCCUGGACUACAUUGAUGUGCCAGGCAACAGCAAGGACUACAAACUAAACUUUUACGCAUACAAAGAAGGCACGGCGACUGUUAAGGUGAUGUUUCGCAACGAGAAGACGGGUGAGUAUCAGUGGUACGAGGUGAGCUUCCGCGCGACGCGACCUGGCUACAUCGGCACCGUGCAGCUGAGCACGGCGGCGCGGCGUGGCCUCGCACACGCGCUCACGCUCGAGAACCCGCUCCCCGGCACGUCGACGUUCACUGCCAGCUGCGCGUUGCCGGAGGUUCUGAUGCCUGCACAGCUCUCCGUGCCACCGCUGUCCGAGGGUCACUUCAGGUUUGAGUACCUGCCCAUCAAGCAGGGAGAGGUGACAGGUAAGCUGGAGCUAACGAGCGCCGACCUCGGGCAGUACCUGUACGAGCUCAAGCUCACCUGCACGGCGCCGCUGCCGGAGAGGCCCGUACAUUUCAGCACCUGCCUCGGCUCUCAUCAGGUGCUGCCCAUCCGCUUCCUCAACUUUGCGAGGCAGAAGAGCGACUACCAGUGCAAGGUGAACAACGGCGACUUCAGCGUGGACAAGUCGGUCAUGGCGGCGCCGGGCUCGGCCGUCGGCACCGAGGUGACGCUCGACGCCCUCUAUGAGCCAUCGCAGAUCGGCGAGACGCACGCGCUGCUCACGAUCAGUUCGCCCGUUGGCGGCGAGUACACGUUCCCCCUGGUGGGCACCUGCCUGCCGCCGCGGCCGCAGGGUCCCAUCACGGUCAAGGCUGGCCCGUCGUCGUCCAUCGUGUUCCGGAACGUGCUGCCGGCGGCGACGACGUUCGCCUUCGUCGUCGACAAGCCGUGCUUCAGCGUCGGCCGCACGUCGGACACGAUCCGACCGCGCCGCGACCACAAGAUUAUGCUGUCGUUCGACGCUAGCCAAGCGAAGGCGCCGGUCACCGGCAAGCUGACCGUUAUGACCGUCCAGUCGGCGGGCAGCGGCGGCGGCAGCAGCAACAUCAGCUGGGUGUACUACCUCAGGGGCGUGCCCGUCUAGACUCUGUUGAAGGUGGUGUUACGUGCGACAGUCGCGUGUGCGUGUGCGUGCGUGUGCGCGUGCGUGUGUGUGUGUGUGUGCGUGUAUGUAUGCGUGCAUGUGUCUGUCUGUGUAUGUGUGUGAGCGCGUGCGUGCGUGCGUGCGUGUGUGUGUCGUAAUGUAUUAACCUAGGUUGGCUGUUAAAGUUUACAGAAAUUGUAAUAAACGUGUUUACAGUUA